Messenger RNA from Bombus terrestris (buff-tailed bumblebee), 652 nucleotides. RefSeq lists its product as uncharacterized. The record is from RefSeq and is a predicted model, not a curated record. The coding region runs from base 38 to 460 and encodes 140 amino acids. The transcript has 3 exons. Lineage: Eukaryota; Metazoa; Arthropoda; Insecta; Hymenoptera; Apidae.
UGUCAAGGGUUUGGUUGGUUAACAUUGGAUUCAUAUCAUGAAUAGAGUUAUAAUCGAGAAGCGAUUCUUAAAGAUAACGAAAAUAUUCGCGAUACUGAGUGGGAUUUGGCCAGGUCAAAAUAAAAUUAAGUUCAUUUUGUGGGCUUUGGUGCAUAUUACUAUGCUAUCAUCUGUCAUCGUACAGGUAGCAAGAAUUAUACAUAUAGGCACUUUGGAAGUCGUACUGGAGCAGUCCUCCUUUAUAGGCGCGAUAAUACUCAUGAUCAUAAAACAUGGUAACUAUAUCCUGAACGCAAAGAAGCUUAAAUCCCUUUUGAAUGACAUGUCCGAGGAUUGGGCAACCGAUCGAUUGAAAGAAGAAUUUGCCAUUAUGACGACAUACGCAUAUAGGGGAACCACUCUUGCGAUGUUCUACUUUGGUAAAUCAAUAUCUAGAAAAGCAGGUUGCAACUCUGGUUGAUAAUUUCAAUAGUACACAAUAUAGACUGAUGUAGUUAACGCUUACGUAAAUAAUCAAAAUAAAACAAUUAAUUCUAAAUUACUCAAUAAAUGCAUAACUAAAUUUAAAACGUCAAUAUCGAAAACUGUUGUAUUCGUGACGUAUAAGUAUACAAUGAAUGGAAAUUUGGUGUGGUUUUGCGAUAUUUUUACU